AUACUAAAUAGCUGACACAACACAGGCCUAAAGAAUGAAAUACAAGAGCCGUUUACUGCACAUAAAUACUGAAUUUAUUGUAUUUGAUUUUUCCGAUGACAUUUUAUCACAGUUUUACUUCUUCCGUCCUUCAUUCAGGGUGGAGUGGUCUGGAUGAUAGAAGGAGAGGGUCAGUGUUUUCUCACAGGUGACAUUUGAUGUAUGACAAUCUGACCAUGCUGAACUUACAAAACAGCUCCAACUGGACCAGCCCAAACAACUGGUACCACCCGGCCGACACCAUCACUCCCCAACACGGCACAGAUGGUUGUGUGGAAGAUCUGAAUGUGCAGAUGGCCGGAGCAGGGGAAGGAGUGGUGCAGGGAGAGAGGGAUGAGGUGGAUGAGUCGCAGCUCCACCUGCAGCUAAAGAGGAAGCUGCAGAGGAACCGCACCAGCUUCACCCAGGAACAGAUCGAUGCCCUGGAAAAAGAGUUUGAAAGGACUCAUUACCCAGAUGUCUUUGCUAGAGAGAGACUGGCUGCAAAGAUUGAUCUUCCAGAGGCCAGAAUUCAGGUAUGGUUCUCCAAUCGGAGAGCUAAGUGGAGAAGAGAGGAAAAGCUGAGAAACCAGAGGAGAUCAGGGGGCACCAGUUCCUGUUCUCAGACACAUACACCCCUGAACACGUCCUUUACCUCCCCUGUAUAUCACUCCCAUCACAGCAACAGCUCAGGCUCAAUGCACAGUCGGAGUGAUUCGUCUCUCUCAGGAUAUAGCUCUCUGUCUGUCUUCUCCAGUAUGCAGUCUUUGCCGUCCCAGUCCACUCCAACAUACUCCUGCAUGUUGCCUCCUUCUCCUUCUGCCCUCCAGCCUCUUUCCCGUAAAUUUGACUCCUCAUCUUACACCUCUCCCCACCUCCCGCCCCCACCCACGGCCAGCGCGAACACAGGAUUCUUUCCCGGUGUUUCUGCAGCAGGGCAGACUGCGGUUCAAGGCGGUGAUCAGGAGCUGGGACAAGGUCUGGGUCAGUACUGGACCAGGCUGCAGUAAAAACACACCUUAUCAUUAUCAGACAAAACCAGCAGAGCUUCAAUCAGCGACUUUGAGCAAAUUAUUUAACAAAACGUGUGUCAGGAAACCCUACUUAUUUAGAUUAUGUACACAUCAGGGAAGCAGUCUAUGUAAGCCAUAAUCCUGUGGAAGAAAAAAAACCGUGGACCUCACUAACCUGCACAGAUGGAAGAGAAAAUGGACCCCAGCCUUUUUGAUCUGCAUAGUUCUGUACUCGGCACCAUGCCAGACAAUAGCACAAACUAGUCUGGUUAACAUUCUCAGCUACUGGAGUUAAAACAGUGCACAUCUAAAAAAAUAGCUGAGGCCAACACCUUGCCUCAUGUUGAUGCAACGGGAAAAUGUUGUUUAAUUGAUGUGCCACUUACAAUCAAUGUGAUAAACUGCAUGUGUCUAAAAAUGAGGAUGUUUUAAAACUGCUUCUGUAGCUGCCGUUCAAAAGUUUGGGUUUGGUAUGAUAUUUUAGUGUUUCAUAUGCUUAUAGAGGGUGCAUUUAUUGACUAAAAAUACAGUAAAUUCUGAAAUAUCUGUAAAACUUAAAAUACCUUAUAUUAUUAUUUAAAUAUGUAUAUUUUAAAGUAUAAUACCUUUGAAGGCAAAGCUGAAUUUUCAGCAUCGUUACUCCAGUCUUCAUUGUCAAAUAAUUCUCCAGAAUCAUUCUAAUAUACUGAUUUACUGCUCUGUAAACAUUUCUUAUUAUCGAUAUAAAUAACACUUUUGCUGCAUAAUGUGAUACAUUUCCCCCCCAGGAUUCUUUGAUAAACAGAAAGUUCAAAAGAACUGCAUUUAUUUGAAAUAAAAAUCUUUUGUAAAUGUAUAAUUGUCUAUAAUGUCACCUUUGAUCAAUCUAAUGUGUUCUUUCCGAAUAAAAGUAUUAUUAUUAUUAUUAUUUAAAUCUUACUAACCCCAAACUUUCGAACGGCAAUGUAGUUUGAUGGUAUUGACAAUGAUAGAUUUAGAGAAGUCUGUUAUGAGGCCAUCAGUCACAAGCCGUCAUAAUAUUGCACUGAGGUGGAGAAACCAAUGACAAUCAAGCUAAUACACAAGCUAAGCAGUGACAAUCAAUCAAGUGCACAAAGUAGCUCAAAAGAAUCAAAACUGAAUAGAAAUAGCUGUUGCCAAUGACAAUCAAAAUACAUAAUUGUAAAAGGCUGCAAAGACAAUCAAACAUACUGACCAUGUGUAAUAUACUGAAGUCAAGUUAAUAAUUUAUUACUGUACAUUGUUAAAUGGACAUUACUGUGAAUUGAUUAUUGCUUUAUUUCAUCACUCUGUAACAUUCAUAGGUUUUUUUUCCCAUCAGAUCCCAUGAACUCACUGUAGGUUUGUAUGUUUGAAUGUGUGUAAAUAUGUAAGAGAGAGACAGCAAUAGAGAGAGAGUGAUAACAUCUGAACAUGUAUUUCUCAUUAGAAUUGUGAACAUUUUAGUGUAAACCCUUUUGUGGAAUUACUAAACAUUGAAAUAAAAAUAUAACAUUGAAAAGAACAA
Carassius carassius (crucian carp) is the source of this 2538-nucleotide messenger RNA. Its product is annotated as paired box protein Pax-6-like. NCBI's taxonomy places the organism in Eukaryota, Metazoa, Chordata, Actinopteri, Cypriniformes, Cyprinidae. Gene Ontology annotation, molecular function: RNA polymerase II cis-regulatory region sequence-specific DNA binding; DNA-binding transcription factor activity, RNA polymerase II-specific. The record is from RefSeq and is a predicted model, not a curated record. Bases 198 to 1028 code for a protein of 276 amino acids. Gene Ontology annotation, biological process: anatomical structure development; regulation of transcription by RNA polymerase II. The transcript is spliced from 7 exons.